Molecule: messenger RNA, 5433 nt
Organism: Didymodactylos carnosus
Lineage: Eukaryota; Metazoa; Rotifera; Eurotatoria; Philodinida; Philodinidae
Source: the annotation of a GenBank genome assembly
UCGCGCCGCGACGUUUUAAAACUCUUCUACUUAAACCGCAACUCAGCGAUAAAAAAUCGCGACUCACGACGCGACUACGCAAAUACUACUGUUUAUAUAUCUGUGAUUGUCUCGGCGCGACUCGCCAUAUCGCGAAUCGUGCCGCGAUAAUAUAGAGACCGCGCUAAGAAAUAUUCACUUGGUUUUUUGAAAAUUUAUCAACUUUUCAAGUCCUGCUGCGAGAUCUGGAAUCUAUAGCGAUCGCGCCGCGACAUAGCGACAGUAUAGCGUUCACGCCAUGGUAGUUAAAUCGCGACGUGACUCUUAGAAAAAAAAUUUCAAUAACUUAAGACUUUCUUAAGAUCUUGUCGCGAGGGCCUGAUUUAUAGCGAUCACGUUGCGAGUGAUGCGAGUUCAUAGCGAUCGCUAUAGCGACGGCGCGAUCGCUUCACGAAUGUGGCAUGACAGUUGACAUGAUAUAACCUUACGCGAGUUAAAAAUAAUAUUGAAGUUUCAAGCUUGACUGGUUUUUUUCUAUAUAACAGUAGUUUAGAAACAAUAUUGUAUUAUUAUUAUAUAGCAGAUCUGAAAAAAUAAAUCGGAUAUAACAGCUUGUUUCAUUUUAUUUUAAAACAAAACUCUCAUGUAUUGAAUGUAUACCAGUAAAAUCAACUAUUAUUAUUUACAAGAUUUGCCAAGACCUUAUCACGUGUAAACGUACUAUAAGAUGAGGAAAAGCGGCUCUUACUGAGAAAACGUUGAUUAUAUAUACUUCUUUGAGUAGAUGACGCUAACGUAAGCAACUUUAGGAAAUGUUCUUUUUUGCUCGAAAAAUACAGAUAAUAACAAAUAAUAUAAUUUUUCUGUAGAAUAUUUAAGUUUCGUUGUGUAAAGAAUAGUUCUGAAAAGUGAAUUUAUGUUGUUGUUUUUUGAUAAACUAUGGAUCUUUGUCUUGUAUAUGUAUGCACGUAUCUCGUCCAACUAAAAAGUGUCUCAUUCACAGAACCAUGUGUUUUGUAGCUGUUUUCAGACUGUGUAGAUCUGUGUUUCUAAGUUAAUACCUUGACAUUUUAACUGUUGUGUAUUGUUCAUCGUUGAUCGCUCUUUUUGACACUAUCAGAACUGUAAUCUUUCGUCUUGUUCUAGAUGACCUGUUCACUUAUUAAUUUAUCUGUGAUAGAUGACUUGAAACGUGUUCGAGUGCUGUUGUUACCAGAUUUGGUGGAUGAUAAUCAUGAUGGUGCUGAUGAGAACAACGAUGAGCAACAGCAAAGUAAUCAACAAGCACAUCUAAAACAUUCUGAAGCAUUGUUUACCUCUAAUUCAGCACUUACUAUUAAAAAUACAGCAAGUAUUCAACGCAAAUGGUUAAAAGAAUGCUUACUGACCUUUUCUCCAGUCCUCAACAUUCUUGUCACUGCGCGUGAUCAAACAUUAGUUAUUUUUACCACUAAAUCUAACAAUGAUCAAACAGUCUUCUCUGUGUCUUACGAAACGAAACUUUCAGUAGAUAAAAGUGAACGAAUAACAAGUAUACUGUGUCUUCCUAUUGCUUCAUCAAAAAAAAAUCCUGAUUUACCAGAAUGGACCUGCAUAAUUGUUGGAUUCACAACUGGUUAUGUGCGGUGUUAUACAGAGGAUGGAUUAUUACUUUUAUCACAAAUAUUUCAUGAUGAUAGCGUAUCUCAACUGAAAUGUCACACACAAUUUCCAUCUAAAAUGCGAAGUCUAACCGAACAGCCAGAUGAACUUUAUAUUCAAUAUCGAUCCAUUUUAGUUGUUAUUGAUGGGUUUAGUUUAUAUCAGUUGCUCAAAGUUUGCCGUGAUAAUGUGCUAAAAGAUGCAAAUUCUUCAACAAUAUCACCUCAGCUGUCUUAUAAAAAAUGGGAGUUUUCAAAUCAAGAACAAGUAUCUGAUUUUAUACCAGCAGUGACGGACAAUCGGUUUGAUCAGUUAUGUGCUGCAUCGAUGACUGAUGGUUAUCAAGCUACAAUUUGUCCAAUUCCACCAAUGUUUACACGAUAUAUCACUGUUGGUGUGAGUCCGUACUGCAAUUUUUAUUCUUGUGCUGGGGACUCUCAAUUACCACAAUUGACUGACGUAGCAUUUACAUUAGCAGUCAAGCUGAAAUCAUCAUUAUUCUCUGCUAUGAAGUUUGGGUUUCACGAUUUACGACGACAUGGUGAAAAAAUAAUUGUUUCUCCUGGAUUACAUAUGGCUGCUAUGACAGAUAGUUUUGGUCGUGUUGUGUUAUAUGAUAUAUCACAUAGUAUUGCUAUUCGGAUGUUCAAAGGUUAUCGUGAUGCUGAAAUUGGAUUUAUACAAAUCGACGAGACAGCAGAUACUAAGAGCAGUCCACAUUUUUCAUCAGAGAAAGCUGCCUUAUUUCUUGUUAUUCACGCUCCACGACGACAAUUGCUUGAAGUAUGGGGCUGUCAGCAAGGGACUCGUGUUGCCGCAUUCAAUGUAUCUAAAACUUGCCGUUUAAUUUAUCUGGAUCAUUAUAUGCUUGGUUGGACAAAUACAUUUAGGCCAUCAUCAUCAUCCAAAUAUAAUUUUAAACAAUGUAUAGUUCUAGAAGAGAAUGGAGAAAUUAAAGAAUUACAACUGCCAUUUCAUUUGAUCUUAAGUGAUCGUAGUAAUCAACGAGCCCAUGAUCUUAUGAUAUUCAGACAAUUACGACGCCUACUGCGUCAAUCAACAAGUGAUACGGAUCAGUUUAAAAACGAUUAUCGUAUACUAAUUAAACGUUUGAUAGCGUUUGAAAUGAUACUUGAAGCACUGAACUUACUAUUUCAAACAGAUUAUGUUAAUUUAUUGACAAUGCGUUUAUUUCUACAAGAAACUAAAGAUUAUUUAAAUUUAAAUAUGGAUACAUUGUUAAAAAAUGAUGAGUUAAUUAGUUUAUACGACUAUUGUGAAAUGUCCUUAAGAUUAUUUGAUAUUUACAGUAUCAUAGAUGAAUAUAGAAAAAUGAUAUCUACGGUAGUACAUUCAAAUGAGACACAUGAGAUGUUCGGGAAAGAUGAAUUUCAAAUCGAAUUAUCAUUAUCGGAUAAUGAAACAGACAUGUAUUACAAUAUCUUUGAUCAAUACUAUCAGCAGUAUAAACAAAAAUAUCAUAAAAAUGGAACAUUAUCAAAUACAAAUGGAAAUAUCAUAGUGAAUAAAACUGUACAAUUUAUUGAUGAUGCCAACAAUCAAAAUAUUCGUAUUCAAAGUAAACAAUCGUCAUUACUAACAUUUGGUCAAUUUCUAUCCAUGUUUAAACAAUCUCAUUCGACAGCAACUUCUAAUUAUCAUCAUCAAAUAUCAACGUUAAAUCGAAAUAAUACGUCACUAACUCGACAAAUUUCAACAAUCGAAGAGAAAUCAUCACCUUUUUUUCUUGAAAUAACACCAACAGUCUAUUAUGAUGAGUUUGUAUUACUUGGACAAUAUCUUUUCUCAUCGUGGUUGAAUGAUAGUGAAUGGUGUGCUGAAAAAUUUCAAGAAUAUUUACAAUUAACACAUUUAAAAUCGAUUGAUUUAAUUCAAUUGUGUCUUUAUGCAUUAUUAUCACAACAGAAUGUACCAAAAUCAAUAAAAACUUUGAGACAAUUGGUCAUGGCACUAUUGACGAAAACAAGUGUAGAUAAUAAUGAAGAAGAAAAAGAAAAUAUUUUGUGUAUUUUAGAGAUAUUUCAACAGACACCGCAUUUACCAUCAAGUUUAUUGAUAUUGCUGAUCAUGAAAAAUCAUCUUGAUUUUAGCGAAAAAGAUCGUAUGGCAAUCGAUGUACUCAUAAAACGUCUGUCAGCAUUAUUAUGUGUAAAAAAUUUAUUGUCGGUACAUAAACCAGCUAUCAGUGUGAGUGAUAAUGAGGAAAUAUCUGAUAGUAAAGAAAAUAGAGAUGAUACGAUCACCAGUUUGACUGUCCAUAAUAUAUUUAUUCAACAUCAAUAUGAAUAUUUGAAUAAAUUAAUAGCAAAAUAUCUAGUUAAAAAUCAAAUCAAUCCUAAAUGGUUGGUUAAACUAGUGACAACGAAUACAAAUAAUGAAAAUGAAACAGACACUGAAGCAAUAUGUCGAAUUGAUCAAGAUGAUUAUGAACAACAUAUUCGAGUCAAUCUUUCCUUAUGUAGACAAUUUUUACCACAUACGUUUGAAUCAACCGUUUUAUUAGUCUAUUGUUGCUGGGAAAGCAUCCAGUUAUGGAGUAAAACAUUAAACGCCGAUAGUAAUUCAGAUUCAUCUUUCUCAUUGACUACGUUAUUUCAUUUAUUAUUGGAUUAUUAUGAUAGCAUCCAAAUAUCCACGGUUAAACAAAAUUUAGCGACACUGCUAUGGCAUACAUAUUUUCGUUCAAAAAUAAUAAUUUUAGUACAAGUGAUAGAAAAAAUUGGUGAAAUACCGAAAGAACAUUUAUAUCUUAAAGAAUUACGAAUGACAGAUAAAGAAUUAAUUACGUAUCUCGAUUUUUUAAUUCAAUUUUUUGAUCGAUUUCUUGAUUCAAUCUAUAAUUCAUCGAAUGAAACACCCAUAUUCAAUGUAGAUGAUACAUGGUCACCACAUCACACAGAUCCAUCUGAGUUAUUUGAAAGGUAUCCAUUGUCAGUCUCAUUUCGUCCAAAUUUACUGAAACCGACAUUGCAAUCUGAUGAACAGUAUUCAACAUCAUCUAUUCUCGAACUCAUUACGGAACCAAAACAAGUAAAUCCACGUUUAGUAUGGCAUCACUAUAAAUUAAUUCGUCUAUUAUACUACAUUAUGUAUUACAAUAUACAAUUCGUGAGACCCAUGUCAAUGUUCGAUACUAACGGCAUAAACGCAUUUUUUACCGAUCUGCAUACCCAUCCAUUAAUAACUGAUAAUAUCGAUAACAGUGUCUCGAAUGUUCGAAAACUAUUUUUUAUAAGAUUGUUAAAUACUCUAUUCGAAAAAUUAUCACCAUUCGAUGAUAAUCCGGUGGGUAGUACAAUAGUAUCCGAAAUAUUUGAAUUAAAUAUUCAAUAUAUUCUUCACUUUUCAACUGAUAUGCUUGUUGACAAUGAAUAUAUCCGUCGACAUUAUAUUUGUUUAUUGUAUGCCUAUGGCUAUGAUGAAUUAGCAUCACAUGAAGAAUAUCGAGUUAAUGAAAAACAGCCAUUAGCAUCUGAGUUAUUGAUAAUUGCCGGUUUAAGAUUGAAACAUGUUAUUGAUACGACAAUGUCAAGAAGAAUAGCAAAUGAAAACUCAUCGCAAAUAAAAAUAUUCUUUACAUCUUUAGAGCUAAAAUUAAAAUUAUCAUCAACGUUAAAAACAUGGCUAUCAUCGCUCAAUGGACUAGUCGAUUAUCCAGUUAAAUCGUGUUCAUUAUUCUCAAUUAAUAAUAUUUUAGCAAAAAUAGUUUGCUAUUUACCUCAGAACUAUUCUCAGUAUAAUCUGGCUCAAGAAAUGAUUGAAUUAGUAAAUACAUUGAAUACAAAACGAUGA